Molecule: messenger RNA, 1425 nt
Organism: Bradysia coprophila
Lineage: Eukaryota; Metazoa; Arthropoda; Insecta; Diptera; Sciaridae
Source: RefSeq, a predicted model, not a curated record
UUUGACACAUUUGCACCCGACAUGCUUGUCAAGUAACUUAAAACACAAACAAAAUUGAUUUCUUCGUGUAUAAAUAGGAAAAAUAGUUUUCAAUUGAUAGAUUUUCUCGAUUAUAACCAGAUAGUAUAGGUAAGUGCCGUUUGACGAUGACCGAAGAAAAUAUUCGUGACGAACUGAGAAAAAUUGCAAACGUUAUGGAUAGCGUCAGUUUGGAGACUGUAAAAAUUGCUAAGAUUCAGGCCGAUAUGUGUGAAGUAAAGAAGGAAAACACCGGCCUCAAGGAAAAGGUCAGCUCGUUAGAACUGAGAGUUACCAGCUUGAAGGAAGAAAAUGCCACUUUGAGAAGCGAGGUUAACACGCUGAUAGGUGAAGUGAAAACGUUAAGUGGCGAAAACGCCGUUUUGAGAGGUCUAAACAGAACUGUGCUGGACAAGGCAACAAAAUUGGACGAGGAAAAUAUCGUUCUGAAGAAUAACGUUGAUACACUCAGGAGCGAUUUUGAUGUGUUGAAGUCGACAUUUAUGGCGAAAGUUGGCCAAUGCAGCAACGAACAAGAAUCUGAUUUGGCAGGUGGAGAAAAAGAAGAACUGGCAGUUGGAGAAGGAGUGACAGGUGGAGGAGAAGAAUUGGCAGGUGGAGAAGAAUUGGCAGGUGGAGAAGAAUUGGCAGGUGGAGAAGAAGAACCGGUUGAUACAGAAGUAAAUUUAGAUGAUGGAAAUAUUGGAAGAGAACAGCAGAAAAAGAGAGAGCAGAUAGAAACGUUCCGUAAUUGGAAAAACGUAAUGAAACAGCGGAAAAAACCUGAAGAAUUUUGGGCAUCGGGUCUCGUAAAGUAUACCAUGGAGGAGUGGGAGGAUGCGGAAAAGAUGGAUGGUGAACAAAUUUUGGAUUUCAUUAAUACGAACGUCGACGAGCUGACGGCAUUUAUUUCAUCGGAGAAAAGCAAGGAAAGAUUUUUCCUCACAUUCAUUAAGUUGUGCUCGAUGCGCGAUGUAUCAAAAUCGAAAUUUCAGGAAAUCAUGCAGUGUUUUGAGGAAAUUGUAAUUGCAGGAGGAUCGUCACAAAAUCAUCGGAUCACCGAACCUGAAGUUCGAAAGUUCACUGAACUUUAUAAAGGAUUACUAGAAUCGAAGUAAAUGUUGAGUCCACGUCAAUUUGUACAUUAACGAACAAUUUCUUCGUCCAAAUAAAGAUUUCUUUUCGGUAACUUCUCAAAAAGCACAGUCUAAUGACUCACAAACUGGAGUUGACUGAACCUCGUCUCAUAAAAUCAAAAGUACAAACGAGAAGAUCGACACUAUGUAACACCAACCGAUUUUGGAUGCGAGAAAAGUGUAUAUGAAAUGGAUCAACGUCAGCGUGCAGUUAAUUAUGUGAGCCUGGUAGAAAUUUCGUGAUUCACUCAACAAAAUGUUGGAUUAAAAC